Striga hermonthica is the source of this 2031-nucleotide messenger RNA. The record is from the annotation of a GenBank genome assembly. Lineage: Eukaryota; Viridiplantae; Streptophyta; Magnoliopsida; Lamiales; Orobanchaceae.
AUGAACAGUCGCUUGCCCCACCCUACCCCAAGGCAUUUAAUUUGGGAAGAAUGUUAUUACGAAGCGGCAUCGUCUUUGGGCAGCCUUCAGGGGUUUUCUCGAAAUGGGAGUCCAGAAAUCGAUUUUCCAGAUUUCAGCAAUUCUUCGGUUGCAUUUGAUAGCCUUAAUUUAGGGCACGGUGUCUCAGAAAGGGACAAGGUGCAUAUUCUUAUGGACAAGAUGAUGGCUGAUGGUAAUGUUAGAGCUGUUGGAGAAGGAUUGGUUGGGAGGGUUGUGUUAACCGGAAACUAUAAGUGGAUGUUGUCUGAGAAUUAUUGUGGAGAACCCCAGUCACUAGAGGUUCUCGAAGAAGCCCUUCAACAAUUUUCAGCUGGCAUAAAGACAGUUGCAGUUAUUCCUGUUCUUCCACAUGGGGUAGUCCAGUUUGGUUCACACGUGACUAUCCCAGAGAAUAUUGGAUUCGUUAAAGAAGUGGUGUUGUUAAUACUCGAAUUGGGACAGAUAUCCGGCCUGCUGCAAUCCGAAAACUGUGAACCGAAAGAACUCAUGCCUGGGCUUUUGCCUCUGAGAUCAAAUACAAUCAGCUCAUCUUCUUACUCGGCCGGCAGUUUUAACUCUGCUGAAUGCUCUGCUCAAACCUCACACGCGUUUGGCAACGGUCAAACAUCUUUUCGAACCUCAAACUUUGUAGGCCAGUCUUUCGAGCCUUACGAACCCAAAAUCCCUGUCCCACAUUUAACCUCACCAAACCAAUUCAUUAACAGAGUUCCAAAAAUUUCCAAUGAAUGGACAAAUCUGCAAUCGUUUUCUACGCGCAUGUCUGUGCCCGAAAUGAGUUCAGCCCAAAUUGGUUUUAAAGAUCAGAUUUUUUCUGAAGUGUCGACUUCCAAUAAUGCCACUGACCAAUCGGGGGACGAUCUGUUCGAUGUUUUGGGUUCUGAUUUCAAGAGAAGGAUGUGUAAUAGCAGUUUGAAUGACCGAACAGGAAAUGAGCCCGCGAAGAUCAGUUUUUCAGAUAUAUUAUGUCCUCUCGUCCCGGUAAAAUUGGAGGGCGAGGAUUUGUCCUUCACAGGCACCGAUCAUCUUUUAGAUGCCGUGGUCUCUAAGGGUCAACCUAACAGGAGCUCGGAUGGAAGUUUUUCUUGCGUGUCAACUCAGACCAGUGUUAGUAACUCCUCCGCUUCAAAGAUUUUGCUGCCUGAAGGGCUUCUUGGGAAUUUCAAUCACACAAAGGGGGGACAAUUGUUCGGUGAACAAAAUUAUGCAGCUAAGGGUAAAGAGGUUUCGAGUAUGGGUAGUUGUGUUUUUGACACGUGGACCGAAAAGGGUUUUGGUUUGAAACCGAAUGAGAGUAGUGUGGCCUCCGAAUUUUCUACUAAACCGAAUGCGACGAGCAAGCCUAGUCGGAAGAGGCCUAAACCAGGCGAGAAUCCGCGGCCAAGGCCAAGAGAUCGGCAGAUGAUCCAAGACCGUAUGAAGGAACUUAGGGAAAUCGUGCCCAAUGGUGCAAAGUGUAGCAUUGACUGUCUUCUGGAACGUACGAUCAAGCAUAUGCUUUUCUUGCAAGGUGUCACGAAGCAUGCGGACAAGCUGAAGCAAACUGCAGAAUCCAAGAUUAUCAGCAAGGAUGGUUGUUCGCUUAUGAAAGAUAAUAGUGGAGGAGUUACAUGGGCCUAUGAAAUAGGUUCGCGAUCUAUGUCGUGCCCAAUCAUAGUUGAGGAUAUAAGUCAUCAACCCCAUCAAAUGGUUGUUGAGAUGCUUUGCGAAGAAAGGGGUUCGUUUUUGGAAGUAGCCGGUACAAUCAGGGGACUUGGGUUAACCAUUCUGAAAGGGCUCAUGGAAAAUCGGGAGGGCAAGGUCUGGGCUUGCUUCACCGUGGUGGCCAACCGCAAUGUGACAAGGAUGGAAAUCUUCCUCUCACUAGUUCGUCUCCUGGACCAAAACGCGAAGCCCGGUUUUCCGAAGCCCAAUAGCAAGCCCGAAAAUGUGAUGAUCCAAGAGCAACACCAAACAAUCUUUGGUACAUGUUAA